Aspergillus sclerotioniger CBS 115572 is the source of this 2573-nucleotide messenger RNA. RefSeq names its product phosphoprotein phosphatase CDC14 (gene cdcA). Gene Ontology annotation, cellular component: mitotic spindle pole body; centrosome; mitotic spindle. Bases 360 to 2192 code for a protein of 610 amino acids. Lineage: Eukaryota; Fungi; Ascomycota; Eurotiomycetes; Eurotiales; Aspergillaceae. The transcript is spliced from 3 exons. Gene Ontology annotation, biological process: microtubule cytoskeleton organization; positive regulation of cytokinesis; protein dephosphorylation. The record is from RefSeq and is a predicted model, not a curated record. Gene Ontology annotation, molecular function: protein serine/threonine phosphatase activity; protein tyrosine/serine/threonine phosphatase activity.
CUUCCCCUCACACUCCUCACUCCUCAUUGCCAACCUCCACUGUUCCCUGCCAGGGCUCGUGUAUAUUUUCCUCCUCAUCCCCCCUGGGCCUCCUCGUGCUAUCCUUACCCUAUCCGCACCCGUGUCUUAUUUGCACCGCCUUUUGUUUAGGAGCGUCAACAGAUCAGAUCAUGAACCAUUAGUUCAGACUGUUGCUUUGUUUAUCUCUCCAUUAUUGACAAAAACGUGACGUCCUCAAUUGCGGCAUUGCAUCUCUCGACAGACACGUCUUGUCAGGUCUUUCUUUUCUCACAAUUCUGUGAUUGUUUAUUGGCACCGUUAGCGACUAUUGUUUUGGUUGCCGCAUUGCCGCAAUCAAGAUGGCUACCAACAGUGGUUAUGGCCAAGUGAUCGAGUAUAUCCAAGAUCGUCUUUACCUCGCCUCUUACGAUAACCCUCCCGAUGCACGAACCCCGUUCCCAUACCCAGUCGAGCAGUCAAGAUCACCGAGCAAGCGCUCUGCGAGAGCUCAGCCCAGCACUCCUGGUAGCAAGAAGCGCAGCCCCGUGUACUUCACGGUAGAUGAUACCUUGCUGUACAACUCUUUCCAUGCGGAUUUUGGCCCGCUUCACAUUGGUCAUUUGUACCGGUUUGCGGUUCAUUUCCAUGAGAUCCUUGGGGAUCCUGCAAACAGUGAUCGCGCGGUGGUCUUCUACUCCAAGACGGAUGCACGUAGCCGUGCCAAUGCGGCCUGCCUGGUUGCCUGCUACAUGGUUCUAAUCCAGUCAUGGCCCCCCCACCUCGCCUUGGCCCCUAUUGCGCAAGCCGAUCCCCCAUACAUGCCCUUCCGCGACGCUGGAUACAGUCAGGCCGAUUUCAUUUUGAACAUCCAGGAUGUUGUCUACGGAGUAUGGAAGGCAAAGGAGCAGUCACUUUGCAGCCUAAGAGAUUUCAGCCUUGAAGAGUACGAGAAAUUUGAACGUGUUGAUAUGGGUGAUUUCAACUGGAUCACCCCCAGAUUCCUGGCCUUUGCUUCGCCGCAACACCAACCGAUCGAGCCUGUCCCUCAAAACACCCCCGAAUUUGACGCAUUGCCAUCCACUGUCUCCGAAGUCAUGUCUUCCAAGUUACCUCUUUCUUUCAAAAACGUCCUUGCGCACUUCUCAUCCCGCAACAUCGGCCUUGUUGUAAGAUUGAACUCGGAGCUGUACUCUCCAUCCUACUUUACUGCUCUGGGUAUCACCCACGUGGACAUGAUCUUCGAAGAUGGGACCUGCCCUCCCUUGCCGCUUGUCCGCCGUUUCAUUAAGAUGGCACACGAGAUGAUCACUGUGAAGAAGAAGGGCAUUGCUGUUCACUGCAAGGCUGGCCUGGGACGCACUGGGUGCUUGAUCGGCGCAUACUUGAUCUACAGAUACGGGUUUACAGCAAAUGAGAUCAUUGCCUUCAUGAGAUUCAUGCGGCCCGGUAUGGUGGUUGGUCCGCAGCAGCACUGGUUGCACCUCAACCAAGGCUCGUUCCGCGAAUGGUGGUUCGAAGAUUCCAUGAAAGAGAAGCUCGCUCAGAUGCAGGUGGCUCCCAUCACACCCGGACGGCCGUCUACCAGACAGCGUGCCAAUGGGCCCGUCGCCACGCCGCCGAACAACGGCCAUUCGAAGCGAGCUGCUCUUGGCGAAAUCGACCACAACGAGGGGGCUGGAACCCAGGCGGAGGAGAACCUGCCUGCACCCACCCCUGGACAGCCUCGCAAAUCCCACCGGAAGGACUCUCGUCACCACCCUUACGCACGCACAACGUCCGGCAGCCUGGUUGUCGACAAGGAGGCGAGUAAGAACGGAGAACAUACCAGCCACAGACACCAUCGCCUCAGCAACGACAGCAGUGAGAGUGAAGAGGAAAUUCAACUCCGUAUGUUGGCCAAGCGUUCCUCGAAAUCCCCAGUCGCAUCUCCCAGCCAGCGGUCUGUUAGCUACUCCGCCACGGUAACUGCCAGCUACACUUUGAAUGAUGAUAACCGGGAGAACUGGGGGGAUGCGGCUGCUUAUGCGGCACCGAAGACUCCUAUGGGCAACAAAAGUGGCAAUGGAGCGAUCGCGGUAACCAAGGUUCGGACGAGUCCAAGGCGCGUCACGGAUAGCCGGAGCGAGACCAGGGGUGUUCGCAAGGCUAGUGGCCGCGUUGGUAGCGCUGGAAGUCCUACGCGGGUGAAAUAAACACCUCACCGGUGCAGGUUCACUUCUUUUCUUCUCUUCCGCUCUCUUGAGCUUUAUCAGAUAUCCAUUUGCCACAUCCCUUUUUUCUGCCCCUUGUUGCUGCCGGGGUAUAAUAUGUGCAUAGUCCUGGGCAUUUCUUUCUCGUGUUCUUUUUGGCAAUUGUCCGGUGUCUUUACUGGUGUUGGGUUCUGGUGCAAAAUCCAUGGGGUUGGGUCUGCGUAACGGCGUUUGGUUGCAGUGUUGAUGGUCAAAUGAUCAAGAAGUUGGUCUGGAAUACAUCCCAUUAUGUUCAUAAGAGUGUUGCGUGGCUGUUGUCGAUCAACGCGUUUCUCUGUACGUAUAUGAUCUACGUCGAUAUGACCAAUUGGUUUAUGAGUUUUG